Molecule: messenger RNA, 4018 nt
Organism: Oreochromis niloticus (Nile tilapia)
Lineage: Eukaryota; Metazoa; Chordata; Actinopteri; Cichliformes; Cichlidae
Product: SH2 domain-containing protein 4A
Exons: 5
Coding region: 517-1305 (262 amino acids)
Cellular component (GO): cytoplasm
Source: RefSeq, a predicted model, not a curated record
GCCCAUCAGUGUUUGGAAGCACAGCAGCAUUCUCACUGCAACACUCACACACACACACACACACACACACACACACUCACACACACACACGUUACACUUGGCAUUGUUACUUAUUUGCUUAGGGCCUAUUGUGUUCUGCCAGCCAGAGCUGCACUGAGCGAAAGGGAACAAAACAAUAAAGUAGAUUUAAUCUCUCUCUCUCACUCUCUCUUUAAAACCCACAACAGAAGCAUUUACUGCCCAGUUGAUCCGGAUACUCUACCCUGCACCUCCACCUCCAGAAAGAGCCUGCACACUCCUGCUGCAGUCCAGAGAAACAACACUUGACAAUCAACACCGAAGUGACCUCCAACAGCCAGGACUGUACCUGAUCCCAUAUCCUUCAAAGAAAAGGGCAACCUGACUCUGAGCACAGCGGGAAAAGGAGCGAUCACUCCCCACUGCUGAAACACAACCCAGUGGACCGAGAGACAGAGGGGCUGACGGUCGUGUGUGGUGCCCGGGAAAAGAGGCAGGAUGCUGGCUCAAAUCCUUCAAGAUAUGUGGGUGGAACCUGAGGUUCUAGAGGCCCUCAGUGAGGAGCAGAAGAGGAUCCUCUUCCUCAAGAUGAGAGAGGAGCAGGUACGCCGCUGGAAAGAGCGCGAGGAGAAGGAGGAGAGGGAAAGAGGACACAACAGGAACACCAAGUCAAAGAAAGCUUCCAGUAAACACGUGAAGUGGCUCCUCGGGCGGGAUGGUGACGUGAGCGUCAGUAUAAUCGGCGAGGUGGACGAACUGAGAUCCUCCAGACUCCUCCAGAACCUCAUGAACAACAGAUUCCAGUCUGAUAACAUGAAUGCCAUCCAGAGAGUGGACUUGCUUCCAGGAAGCGAGGAUCAGCAGCUUAACCUUAAAGAAGACAUCCAGCUACCCGUCACACAUUCUUACGCGCAGGAUGACACGGCUUCACCGAAUGACCAGUCAUCCGAGGAAGACAUGGACUCGUGCAGCGCUGAUGAUGACCCGAAGGACACAGCUGAGGACAGCGACAGCGAAUCAGGCAGCGGCUCGGACAACCUCAGCGACUGGACUCCGCUCUACAAGCCCCAUUUUAGUAGUCAUGGCAACCAGCCGCUCAGAGCCCCGCUGGCGGACACGGAGAAAACCGGCCCCCAGGACAGAGAAACUGCGUGCUACAAAGAGAAGCCAGAGGGCAGAGGUCGCGUGGAGCAGCUCAGGAAGAAAUUCACAGAUAAUCAUCACAACACAUCAACUGCCUCCAAGAAACCGCCCAUACCAGCCAAACCUGCUCAUCUGCAGAAGUGAAGCGCACCGCUGACCCAUUAGGACUCCACGUGUAUCCCUGCUACACAUGACCCCAAAGAGCCUACUCUACUGAGUGUAAUGAGCCCUCUGCAGAAAUAACCACUCUGUUGUACAGCAGCAGCUCAGGCUGAGGCUGCACGCACUGAAAGAAAAGGAUUCUGACUUGAACCCGAGCAGUGAACAAAAAUCCACUUUAUUAGACCUUAUUUCAAGGUCCGAGCUACAGAAAGAGAAACAUCUGGGGGUGGAGUGAGAGAAAGACUUGAAAGCGUUUGGACUGAAGUCAACCUGAAUGAUAAAACUAAGCAGCUUUGAUGUUGAGUUGAAAUUCGAGCUCAGAUACGCUCACACAGCGUCUGUGAUUGACAGGUCGACACAGAGCGUGGUGUCCAGAGAGACGCACGCGAACACAGACUAUUGACUGCCGGUGAAAAACACUGUGGUUUUAUUACUGACAUGUCAUACGCAGGAAAAACUGAUAAAUCACCUGCAUUUUUUUCUUUACUGAUCCAAAGGUGGGAACUAUGUUAAAUGUAGUCCAUGUACCGUAUUACUAUAAUGUUUUUAACUGUGUUGAUUGCUUGUUGGCAAAAUUCUCCUUCAGCGUUUUAGCUGGCGUAAGAGUUUUGGGUUUAAAAGAAAACAACCAAAUUCAUGUUAAAUUAUUAACAGGGUCAUUAUACUCAGUGUACUUUCUACUGUCCCUGACAUUCACUGACAGACACGGACAUGCUCAGGAGGCCUUUCAGGUUUGGUGUCUUGCUCAAGAACAAUUUAACCAGAAGUUUAUGAUGAGGUUGGAAUAUGUGGCAGCAUACACUGCCUUUUUUUCUGUCAGAGCAAAUGUUACCAAUGGAGUAAUGGCCACUCCAGCACACUCGACUUGAAAAGAAACUCUACCUGUCGGAUUCAAAGGGACUAAACUGUGGCUCUUUUUGACAGAACUGCAAGCUCUAGCACGCUAACUAGCAUCAGGUCUCUGAGUUGAUCUACCAAUCCUGUGUCAGGAGUAUAAUGAAAGUGAAUGAUAUUUGAUAGAAGCACUUAUCUUCAUUAGAUGGUGAAUUCUGUCUUUUCUAUUUUUUUCUCUGAAGUUGACAAUAAGACUUUUAGUAAGCUUGGGUGCUUUAAGUCAGCGGUCCCCAACACCCGGACCACAUGGCUCCAGUCUGUGGCUCGUUUGGUUCUGGGCCGUGAGAUAUGAGGCUCGGGUGUGAAACUCAUGGUUUUCAGGCUUUCUAUCGAUUUUUAUUGUUAUUUAUUUUUUUUUUUUUAUCGUUAACUCGGUUUCCCUGGGUCUUUUCCCGUGUGUUAUGAAUAAAUCUUCUUUUUUUGGUCCAUUACUGUUUUUAUUUUGUUGUAUUUAACCACAACACCUUAAAGGCCGAUCCGUGAAAAUAUUGUCGGACAUAAACUGGUCCGUGGUGCAACAAAGGUUGAGGACUGCUGCUUUAAGUAUCUCUGAAUGCUUCAGAGUAACGUUCCUUCAACUUUUACUGUGCAUUAAUUUAUCAGGCUGUCUCUAAAAGUACACAACAGUGUACACUUUAGUAGACCAAAAUAAAAUAAUAUCUAAUAAUUAUAAUAAAAUAACCCAUUUAUACGCUAAUUGUGCCGCACACAGGAAUGAUAUAUUACAUAGGCAUAACUAUUUAGGAUACAAUGACCAAAGUAGUUGAGAGUUAACUUCAAUAACAUUUAAAUUCAAGCAUUUAAAUUUCUCUUUGCCAGGUGUACCAUACUUUUUCAUUGUGUAUCUGUACUUGGCUAAUCUGAAACGACGUCAGGUUCUGUUAGAAAUGCACGUAUGCUCUCAGGAAUUGACCCGUAGCAUGUUGCAGAUAAACAUUAUACUGGAAUUCAGUCAAAAACAUGCUGAACAAUAGUGCACAUGUUGAAUAUAUAGCGUACAAUAAGGGAUUUCAGUUGCAGCAUUAUGAUGAGGAAGGCUAAUAUCUAAACAGCGUUAUUGACAUAAGCAAGUUAGCAUGCUAAUGUUAGCAUCCAGCUCACACCACUGCUCCUCACAGACUUUUGUAGGGCAAAAGAAAUUUGAUGAAUUUGGCCAAAAACUAAAAGUUGUGAUAUUUUAUUUACCUUUUAAUUUGGUUAUUGUCAAAAAACAACAAUAAAAACAGCAAAAAAAACCUACAAAACAAACAUUAGCUUGUUUUUUUGAGGGAGCAUUUAGCCACAUUUGACAUCUGCUGACCUGACAAACUUUUUGUAGUUAAAACAAAUCCAUGUCUUCAUGACUUCAACAUGGCCACAUGCCCAGGAUUGCCGACAGCUGUGGAAGCCACAUAAGUGCACUUUUUUUUUAAACUCGUAUUUGAUAUUUGGACCCAAAGAUGUUAACAUUUCUAUACUUAGCAUCAGAUGAGGUCAGUCAAGAGGGCAUAAUCAGGUGAUGGACUUGGCAGGGAGGGAAAAAAUCCACAUUUUAGCGCUAAAACACUGCUAUGUUUAAGCUCACAGAACUGCAUGGUCAUCAAAUUAGAGGGACUGUGUGUAAAAAUAACUUAUGUUUCUAUGUUGGUCAGGCAAAUUGGAUGUGAACACCCUCCACUGCUUUGACUCAGCACUUUAACCUCAUGGCCAUUGCUUCAUUUCUUUUCCACUGCGCUGGAGUACAGAUCUAAAACAGUGAAAAGCAUCUCCCUGGACAAAUAUUUAUAGGCUCUACUGCAGCUUUACGGGACAUUAGGAGGAA